Messenger RNA from Fibroporia radiculosa, 1503 nucleotides. RefSeq lists its product as uncharacterized. The transcript has 5 exons. Gene Ontology annotation, molecular function: metalloendopeptidase activity. Lineage: Eukaryota; Fungi; Basidiomycota; Agaricomycetes; Polyporales; Fibroporiaceae. The record is from RefSeq and is a predicted model, not a curated record. Gene Ontology annotation, cellular component: mitochondrial inner membrane. The coding region runs from base 1 to 1503 and encodes 500 amino acids. Gene Ontology annotation, biological process: protein quality control for misfolded or incompletely synthesized proteins; mitochondrial protein processing.
AUGAGUGCAAGGGAAUUUCACAGCACUCCUACGCAGAAGGGACCAUACAUCCCUAUUCUGCUCUCGUUUUUAAAGACGUCAAGCGCCAUUCAAGUUGCAGGAACUGUUUCCAGGAUAGCGCUGACAUUCAUCCCGGUCGUAUUUCUUAAGAAUCUGAAGGGGCGGAAGAUACUGCAAAGGAUCGACCACAAAAUGAGUAACGGACAUACCAAUCUUGACGAGAAAAGGGCUACGUUAUCGAAACGAGUUCGACAGAGCACUAUCCUGUUUCAUGUACUGCUCUUCACGCCAGUUGUUUUAUUCUGGUUGACUAUCCUGGCGAGCUUGGAGAGGACACCUCUGACAGGCAGGUGGAGACUAAUUCUUCUCUCCCCCGAAGAAGAAGAGGAUAUUUCUGCCCAGUUGGCAGGUCCAGGGUGGUAUAUAGCUGUUGGAGAAAUCCUGUCGCAGAAUGGCCCGCCAAAACUGCUUGAUCCAGGUGACUGGCGAUUUGGGUGGGUGCAGGACACAUUGCGGCAGCUGGAGGCCGUGAUUCCGGUACUGCAAAAUGAGAAGGAAUUACUCCCAGACUGGAUGGAUCCUGAUUCUUUCGGUAUUGAGCGCCCACCACCCGCAGACUAUCCCCUUCGCCCGCGUCCUCGUGCAUCGGAUUACUUCCGUCGAUUUGCAGAGGCCGCAUCUUCGCGUACAGUGCCUUCUGCACCCCAUGUCAUCCCGGGACCACCGUACUCGUUACUUGUCGUCGAUCAGCCUGAUUCAUCUAAUGCGUUCUCGUACGGAUUUGGACCUGACGGGGCUGGCGGCGUCGUCGUGUUUUCGGGCUUUCUAGACGACAUUCUGUCGAAGCAUCCUACAUCCUCGGGAGCACCUCCCCCGGCACGGACGUCGUGGUUCUCGGGCCUUUUCGGUGGCCUGUUCACGCUAGGCACGCGUGUGCCUCCACAUCCGACUCCAACUGAAGAGCAAACUUCGGAAUUGGCGAUACUGCUCGCGCACGAACUUGCUCAUUUACUACUCACGCACCACAUCGAGACGCUAUCAUCUGGUUCGAUAAUAUGGCCCGGCAUCAUGUCUAUCGUGACGGACGUCGUGCGCACGCUACUGUUCCCUUUCACCAUGCUUUUUGGGCCGUUCAUUAACGACGCCCUUGCGGGAGUAGGCAAGGCCAGUUCUGGGGAGUUUGCAAAAUUAACCGAAUACUGUACAAGUCAGGCGCAGGAAAUUGAAGCUGACAUCGUAUCUGCGAGAUUACUUGCCCAUGCUGGCUUUGACCCUCACCACGCACUGCAAUUCUGGGAGGGCCGGCAGGAAACCCCACAAACGGCGGAGUGCUCGCCUGCCUAUGCAGAAGCAAAACACGACGAAACAUUGCAACACCGCUGGGUGAGCUCAACUCAUCCCGUGAAUGUCGUACGCGUGCAGAAGCUCAAGGAGGAGCUGGAUCGCUGGGAGACUGCUAGGUCGAAGGCGCGCGAGCAACGGCAAGCAGAAUACUUAGAAUGA